Messenger RNA from Fopius arisanus, 3900 nucleotides. RefSeq names its product yemanuclein (gene yem). Gene Ontology annotation, biological process: chromatin organization. The record is from RefSeq and is a predicted model, not a curated record. The transcript is spliced from 6 exons. Gene Ontology annotation, cellular component: nucleus. The coding region runs from base 297 to 3278 and encodes 993 amino acids. NCBI's taxonomy places the organism in Eukaryota, Metazoa, Arthropoda, Insecta, Hymenoptera, Braconidae.
CAGACAAUGCGUUGGGGAGGUACAGAAUGUACUGAACAACUGAGGGGCAUCAGUAGCGCACUCUAAAAACAGUGAAGCUGAGAAGGUACGAAAAAGAUAGGGAACGAGUGCGAGGAAACCGUGGGUAAGAAGUUAUCAAUAUCCGAUGGUGUCCAUGUCGGUGUGCUGUUCAAAAAGGACCACGUUGUUGUUCCAUUGUGAUUGUAGUGUUUGUCCGUGAUCCCGGGGGAGUUUGAUGAUCAAAUUGUAUGAAUAUUUUAAUGUGAAGGGAAUAAGUGUGAUAGUGCUUAUGUAGAAUGUCGGAAUUAAAACGUGUCGCACCACAGACCCUCGAGUUCUCUAGUUCCUCGGUUAAUGCAACUAAAAAGGAGAAGGGUGAGAAGGGAAAACGUCUCGAGCCCUCGUUUCGCUUUGAUCUGUCACUCGAUGACAAAAAUGAAGAUGGAUACUCCGAAUUCACGUAUACAGAUUUAAUUAAGUCUGCUGAGAAAAAGAGAAAUAAAGAGGCCAAGAGUACAGAGGAGAAUUCUGCAAAUGGGCUGGCCCCAUUCGCCGAUGAUGAUGAUCAUGAGAAGCUCCGGGAGAUGGCCAGACGAUUCGAGACUAAAUACGGAGGAAAUACCGUGGGUAAAAACCGGAAGAAGUAUGACGACGACGUGGAUCUGGGUGCAGGAUACGACGAGAACGAUUCAUUCAUCGACAAUACCGAUGCCUACGAUGAGAUUGUCCCAGCUGAUAUCACGACAGCCUACGGAGGAUUUUACAUCAACAGUGGACCCCUCGAAUUCAGUGUGAAAGCAGCCCAACGUGAUUCGUUGUUGCAUCGCAACAACAACAACAACAACAACAACGAGAAUGACAGCAGCGAGAGUAGCGAUGAUGAGAUUGAAAACAGUAAUAGUUCAGUAUCAAAAAGAAGGGGAACUCGCAGUCUCAGUUCCUCCGAUGAGGAUGACACUGAGGAGAUUGUCAGUGAACCUCCAUCCAAGAAAUCUAAAAUAGACGAGAAUGGCGAGAAAAAAUCGAACCACGAGGGUGUCCCCAAGAAGCGGAAAAAGCUCAUCUCAGAACAAGAAAUCGAUUACAACAGAUCGAAAAAUUCCAUUGACGACAAACGUGAUAAUAUGGAAAUCGAUCGACUGCCAAACGAUAAUCAAGAGGAGAGAAAGAAAUCGAAGAAUGAUCUGUCCAAGAAAGACAAGAAGUUUGAUAUGAAAAGAUUCGACAAAAAACCCAUGUGCAAUGGUCUUGAUGAGAAAAAAGCUCUUGACCUGAAGAAGCUGGGGGGAAAGACAGCUAACAUCGAUGAUGCCAUUGAGAGUGUUGUCAAUGAUGGAAAAAUCGACGACGAAUCCAGCCGUGAUACUGUGGACUCCAAUAAGUCACGUUGUGGAGUUGUGGGAACAUCUUCAGAUGGCGAGGACAACGACAAAGCGGAUUUACCUCUUCUUGAUCAACUCCCAGAUGACAUCAAGGAGAUAAUAAAUAAAUUGAAGAAACAAGCGGCCAACAGCAAGGAGGGAAAAACCAAGUUCUUCGAUGCUAAUGUUAACUCCACCUUAUUGCAACUUGAAAAGAAAUUGAGGAGAUUGGACUCGUCCUCAGCCCGCUCUCAGACUUACAGUCAUAUUUCAGAUUUUGUAGGGGUCAGCAAAGUGACGAUAAUCAAUCGUGCCAAGAAACUGUGCAGUCAGGACGCUGAUGAUCGCGUUAGUGGACCAAUCCACAGGUUAAAGAGGAUAAUUAAGGAGACUAUGCCGAUGGCUGAAGAAAAGUUUAAUGCUGAAUGCAAGAGGAUUGUUGAAGAGAAAGGGAUUCCUGCUUUGUUAUCCGAUGCCGACAGCAGCGAGACUGAUGACAAGACGUUGGAGAAGUUGAAGUAUCCACCAAAGCGCUACCCUUGGUCUCCAGAAGCGAAAAAAUUAGUCUGUGAAAUCGCGACUCUCUGGCGGGAGUAUUACACCAUUCGAAAACCGAGGAAGGAGAGUGUAGAAUCAUUUUUAUCGUCAUUCUUGAAGACUAAAAUUUUGUCCCUUUGGCCAGCGGGUUGGAUGAAAUAUAGUAUUUUAUGCAAAUAUACAAAUCCUGAGCCAUAUGCCAAGACAAAACAGAAAAAACAACGGGACACACCAGUUCCGAAUAAUGUACCCUCCACUGCAGUGUCAAACUGCAAUGUACCAUCGGAAAAUACAAACGCUAAUAGCACAGUGGCACCUAGUACCCAAGAGCGUGCCAAGUCUCCACCAACAUUUACCGAUAACUUUUCUUUCGGUUUCGCCUUGACAAUGCCACUGCAACAAUCAAAACCAUCAGAUCUCAUAAUUGAGAAGAAACAGACGAUAAAGUACAAGGAGAAGCACAAAGAAUCCUCUUCAACAUCUAGUCAAUUGAAUAAUUCAACAGCAGCACAGCCAAUCGCCAAGAUAUCAGUGGUGCCGACCUCUCAACUACUGGCGCAAAAGCCCAAGAAUCAUCCCGACAAAUUCAAUCCCCUGGACCUAACAAGCAGCUCCCUGUCAAUAACCCCUGUGAAUGAUUACCCAAAGUUAGCGAAAUCCCACAGCGAAAUAAAGAAAGACGUUGUAUCAAUAACCCCCUAUUCAGAGUCACCAGGAGCAGUGAGUGUAAUCACCGACCCAUCACACUCAGCAAAAUCCGACUCAAUCUGUUACUCAAUGUUAAACCAAAAUUCAAGCUCCAAGCCAGUGGUAUCCUUGAAACAGAGAAUAUUGCAGGACAGUACUGACAUUAAGAUUGAGAAGCUGUUGGGUAAGCGUGAAAGUGAUCCUUACAAAAUUAAUCACAAAGAUAUUAGAGACAGAUGGCUGGAUGAGAAGCACAAGUCUCACGAUUCCAAGAAAUCUCGUAAAGAGCACAAGCCCCUGGAGCAGAAUCAAGGUUUAAUGCAUUCUAAAGUGGAUGUAUCGAGUGUGAUUCAGCCACCGAUGCUUUCUAAAGAGGAACAAGAACAAAGGCAGAUUGAGGAGACGAUGGCAGCCACCAAUUACCUGAGUCGGAUAAUCAACGAUGAUUUGCCACGUUCAAUGAGCGAUAAGCGUAAGGAAUCUGGGGCUCUGGGGGACGAUGGAAUUGUCGGCAUUGUUCAGUCCAGCGAUGAACAGGAUAAGGAUGUCCAGAUGGUGAUGCGAUCCCUGAAAGAGCUUCAGGAACUUCAACUGCCUAAAUCCAGCGGUGAGUUUUCAUUUCCUGACGAUUAUCAUCGACUUUAUCCGAAAAAGGAUGACAAAAUGAGACUUUCCAAGGACGAUCAAUGGUAGUUACAAUAAUGUGCAAGAGAUGCUUCCAUUUAUUUUAAUAGGGAGGAGUUAUUCAAGGGAGGAUAGAGUAGGAUGUUUCAUUUUUUUAUGUCAUCGUGACUGAUUAUAUGAAAUUUAUAGCGUCAGAUUCCAGUUAAGUUAUAUAGAGAAGUUUUCUGGUAUUUUCUCAAUCAGGUCGAAAAGAGUGUACAUACACGCAUUGACGAAAGUGUAAUGUGUAUCCCAUUUAAUGUACAGUACUUAUAAACGAAUUUCUAUGUUAUACAGGUGGAAAUUGACAUCUCUGUAUGAUAAUUUGUGUAUAAUGCAGCGACGAGUGUUCGCUGAAAUUUCAGUCUCAUGGUUCUUUUAGUCAUGUGAACGAAACUAUGAUUUUUUUUAUCAUCCAUACCACGAAUGUUCAAUUUUCAUUAUUUUUAUCUGUGCUAGGGACUUCUCCUUUUUCUACUAGGUUCAGUGUGUUUAUUUGUUUUAGUAGGUAAAACAAUGAGUUUUUAGAAUAAAUUAUUACUGAAUAGACCUAAUUUUCGUAUUGAUAUUUGAUGAAGAGUAUUUUAAUUUUUACAUGUAUGUAAAGUGAUAAGUCUCUCGAGAAUAUAUUUCUGAAUGAAUUUUAGAAAUU